Molecule: messenger RNA, 3386 nt
Organism: Trichoplusia ni (cabbage looper)
Lineage: Eukaryota; Metazoa; Arthropoda; Insecta; Lepidoptera; Noctuidae
Gene: NAT1
Product: eukaryotic translation initiation factor 4 gamma 2
Exons: 10
Coding region: 529-2721 (730 amino acids)
Cellular component (GO): eukaryotic translation initiation factor 4F complex
Molecular function (GO): mRNA binding; protein binding; translation initiation factor activity
Source: RefSeq, a predicted model, not a curated record
GUGUAUAUAUUGUUCGAACAAAGUCAUGUGAGUGCGAAAGUUCUACUUAAUUAGGAGAAAAUGACAACGGAUCAGCAAAGAUCAUUCGAUCGGAUCGUGUCGAUGCGUCACCUUUGGCCUGACGCGGAGGCGUAGCACAAGCGCAGAGCGCUGCAUCGAGCGGACAGCGCAGGCGGCGGAGCGCGAGGCAGAGCGCGGCAGUGCGCGGGAGACAGCACCGGCGGCAAGACGGACAGCGCGCGGCAGUCGGGGCCCGCGCCGCGCGCCUCGGGGCGGACGCCCGUCCCCCCGCCGAGGCGACGCUGGGUCCCGCCCUCCUCCCUGCGACACCACGAUGUGCCCGACGGAGAUGCCAAGCAUGACAUCAUAUUCCGUAAGGUCCGCGGUAUCCUUAACAAGCUAACGCCGGAGAAGUUCCAGAAGCUGAGCGAUGAUCUGCUCGGUUUGGAGCUCGACUCCGACAAAGUGCUUAAGGGAGUAAUUCUUCUCAUUUUCGAGAAGGCACUCGAUGAGCCCAAGUACUCGUCGAUGUAUGCACAGCUGUGCAAAAGGCUAAGCGAGGAGGCACCUAAUUUUGAGCCACCUGGUCAGCCAUGCACGUUCAAGCUGCUUCUCCUGAACAAAUGCCGCACAGAGUUCGAGAACCGUGCUCAGGCAUUCGCCGCAUUCGAGGACAAGGCUCUGUUACCCGAAGAAGAGGAAAAAAGACAUCUAGCGAAAUGCAAGAUGUUAGGCAACAUCAAGUUUAUCGGGGAGCUCGGCAAAUUAGAGAUCUUAGCAGAGUCCAUUCUGCACCGAUGCAUCCAAAACCUUUUGGCGCGGCGAGCGGCCGCAGAACAUCACGAGGACCUGGAGUGCCUCGCUCAGCUGGUGCGCACGUGUGGCCGAGUGCUCGACUCGGAACGCGGGCGCGGGCUCAUGGACCAGUACUUCGCUCGUAUCGAGACGCUGUCGACGUCGCGCGAGCUGGCGCCACGCAUCCGCUUCAUGCUGCGCGACACCGUGGAGCUGCGGCGCGGCGGCUGGGUCCCGCGCGCCGCCGUCACGGCCGAGGGGCCCGUGCCCAUCCACCAGCUGCGCGCGGACGACGAGCCGCUGGGCCGCCGCGAGCGCGAGCGGGAGCGCGACCGCGAGCGCGAGCGCGACUCGCUGUUCCGCGGCGGCCUGCGCUCGCGCCCGCUGGACGACGUGCUGGCCGGCCUCAGCCUGCAGCCCGCCGCCGCGCUCGUGCCGCCGCCCGACAAGCUCUUCGGCAACGGCUUCGGCGCGUCGCGGGACAACUACCGCCAGCGUUCGGCGCCCGGCUACUACCCGCGCCAGGGAAAUAAUAUGCACUACAACAAGCACUCGCAGACCAACCAGCAGGGCAACGGCUCUAAGGAUGGCUCAUCGCGCACGGCCAAGGCUCGCGUGUAUGCGGCAGGCGCGUUGCAGGACGUGCAGAUGCGGCCAGCUGCGAAUUCGCUUAUGUUCACGGCAAACAAAUUGUCCAAGCCUCAGCCGCAGCUACCGUUGGCACCCGUGCAGCAGAACGUGCUGACACCGGCGUUCGCUAGUGCGCCACCGCUGCUCAAGGAGCCCGCUAUUACCAUCAAGCCUGCUGCAGACAAAAAGGAUAAACCGAAAAAAGAUAAGGGACCCAACAAGGAGGAGGCGUGCCGCCUGGCCGUGGAGGCCGCGGAGGCGGCGGCCGAGGACGAGGCGGCCGGGCUGGCGGCCGACGCCGAGCCCGCCGCCGCCGCGCUGCGCCGCCUGCGCGAGCUGCAGCCGCCCGACAAGGUGCUGCGCCGCGCCAUCGCCGCCGUGCUGGAGCACGCGCUGCACGCCGGCCGCGGCGACGCCGCCGCGCUGCGCGCCGCCGUGCGCGUCGUGCGCGCCAUCAAGCGCUCGCCGCAGGCCGACGCGCUGCGGGCGCUGGCGCUGGCCGCGCAGCCGCACGCGCGCCUGCCGCGCCUGCUGGCGCACGCCGUGGACCUCAAGCUGCUGGCGCUGGCCGACGUGGGCGGCUGGUGCGAGGCGGGCGCGCCGCACCCGCUGCUGCUGGAGCUGCUGCAGGCGCUGCUGGAGCUGGUGGGCGUGGAGCGGCUCACGGCGCUGUACGAGGAGAGCAAGCUCAACGUGUGCGCCUACGUGGCGGGCGGCGGCGGCUCGGCGGCCGAGGCGCUGGAGGCGCUGGAGGCGCGCGGGCUGGCGGCGCUGGUGCCGCAGCUGCGCGUGCAGGCGCAGCUCGCGCGCCAGCUGGCCGCCGAGCCCGCGCCGCACGCGCUCUACCGCUGGAUCAAGGCGAACGUGGAGCCGUCGGUGCGGCAGAACGGCGCCUUCGUGUCGGCGCUCGUGGCGCUCGUGGCCGAGCACGUGACGGGCGCGGCGGGCGCGGGCGCGGCCGGCGCCGACAAGGCCGCGCUGGAGCGCGAGAAGGCGCUGCUGGAGGCCUACGCGCCGCUGCUCACCGCGCUGCUGGAGGGCCAGCCCGACCUGCAGCUGGCCGCCGUCUACGCCGUGCAGGUGCACGCGCACCACCACCGCUACCCCAAGGGCAUGCUGCUGCGCUGGUUCAUGUACCUGUACAACCUGGAGGUGUGCGAGGAGGACGCCUUCUUGCGCUGGCGCGAGGAUGUCACCGACGCUUACCCCGGCAAAGGAGAAGCACUGUUCCAGGUCAACACGUGGCUGACGUGGCUGCAGCAGCAGGAGUCCGAGGACGAGGAGGCGGAGGACUAGGCGGGGCUCGCCGUUCUCGCACUCUGCGCCGGUUCAGAGCCGCACCGCUUUUAUUUCGCGCUCAUCUCAUUAUAUAAAUAUAAUUAAGCCAAAUAGUUGAAAUACCUACGUUUGUUACCCUUUAACGCUAGACGCGCCGCGCCCUGCGCAUACUGCCACUGUCGUCGGCGAUUCCAGUGUUAAAUAGGACAAUUUUUAGGUUACUACGUAAACGAAUAUUAGUAUCUCGAGAUAAUUUUUUGUAGGCCUUUUACUCGAUUUUGAUACUUUUUACAAAUGUAUACAAUGUAUAGUGUUCGUUUGGACGUAUGAUUGCACCCCGAUCUGCCCCUCUCUGCAGUGAGCGUGUUUUAGUUGAAAUUGUAAAAAAAUAUAUAUAUAUGAAAAACUUAAAUCAAUUUUUAUUAUUAAUAUCAUGAUCAUUUAUUUUCAAUGCUAAAUGGACUUAGUGGUAACUGUAAGAAUGCUUAAAUUUCAUUGUAUUAUCAAAUUUUAGAAUUUUGUAACUAGAUGAAUAAAACAAAAAGCUGCCUAUGGGCAUAAGAAAUGUAUGUUGAGUGAGUUGUAAUAAAGUUGUGAACUGAUGAUGCAAGUUUAAAUAAGUAACAUUGGUCAAUAUGUAUUCAGAUGAAAAAUAAACUUCAGUGUAAUUUAUUACAAAAAGA